AUGAACGAGUGGUGGAGGUCCGUCAUCUUCGCAGCUGUAGCCCAAAAGGAUGACGAUAUCUUCACUCUUUCUCUUUCUCAGAUGCGGUCCGUGCUGGGCAGUUUCGUGCUGUUGGUAAUAAUCAUUGAAUUGUACGACUGGCUCAUAGCCAGACGCGACGGUACAAAUCAUACCAAGAUUUAUCCGGAAAAGAUGGCGAGGGAGGAGUUUGAUGAGACGUCAUCCGUCUCCGAGUAUCUUUUGCCCUACACGGAUGAGGAGGAGUAA
Messenger RNA from Mollisia scopiformis, 267 nucleotides. RefSeq lists its product as uncharacterized. The transcript is spliced from 2 exons. Bases 1 to 267 code for a protein of 88 amino acids. Lineage: Eukaryota; Fungi; Ascomycota; Leotiomycetes; Helotiales; Mollisiaceae. The record is from RefSeq and is a predicted model, not a curated record.